AUGGGCAACACUGACGGCGCGUUAGGAGCCAACACCCUGCUUGCCUACUUCCACUACUGCAAUAAGGGCAUCUACCCUUUCUCUGCCGAGUGCAGGGAUGCCGACCUUCGAAGUCUGGCAGAACUUGAUGACGAUGCCAUUGAGCUCGUUCACUACACCAGAAAGUACGUCGCGGAGCAUAAAGCGCAAUGGGAAAGCAUGUGGAAGAACGAAGGCGAUUGGAAGGAUCAGGGCCUCAAGAAGUACGAGGAUGAGUACUAUUAUGUGAGCCAAUUGUUCGAACCGAACUGGCAGCCACGCAACAUGGCCUAAGAGACCUAAUGCAGGUGCAGAGAAAGAGGAUGUGAGAAGGGGUCUUUGAGAGUUGACUUUGGAAUCUUUGUUGGAAACAGAUGGACGAGCCGGGCCUCUGAUGCUCAUGAAACAUUGCCGGCGGGGAGUUUGACGGCCUCCUUUGGGCUUCGCGCGUUCCCUUCAGCUUGUGUCACUUUGUACGACUACUCCUCUUGUCACUAUAGUCACCCCCCACCAACAGCAUUGUCGAUAGGGGAGGACACAGUAUCAAGUGUUUUGACUGUUCAUUCGACCACAGCGUCUCUGCCCAUUUGACACGGAGUGUGCAUAGUGACCGGAUUGAUCCGCC
Podospora bellae-mahoneyi is the source of this 643-nucleotide messenger RNA. RefSeq lists its product as uncharacterized. The record is from RefSeq and is a predicted model, not a curated record. NCBI's taxonomy places the organism in Eukaryota, Fungi, Ascomycota, Sordariomycetes, Sordariales, Podosporaceae. The transcript is spliced from 2 exons. The coding region runs from base 1 to 312 and encodes 103 amino acids.